AUGGGAGGAGUACGCGUGCAAGGACCUGUGGGUUCCAAGUUCGAAGUGGCCGAUUGGAAACGCGAAGUCGACACUCUGGAGCGGCUCCAGCAUGAUCACAUUAUCCGAGUGCGCAUGUCAUUCAUGUCACCGCGCCCAGAGAUCUCCCUCGAGUUUAUGCACGGAGGCAGCCUCUACGACCAGCACAAGGCUAGCCCCUUUACCUUCGAGGAGUGCUGCGAAAUUCUCCGCCAGUGCUUGACGGCCUUGGUGUACCUCCAUGGUCGGACCCCUCCAGUCGCCCACCGCGAUCUCAAACCCGCCAAUAUCUUGGUCCAAUCCCGCCGCCCACUGUACGUCAAGCUGGGCGAUUUCGGCGCCGCAAAGGCUGGGGCUUUUGCAACGCGUCUCGGCACUUAUGCAUGGGCUGCCCCUGAGAUGCAGCCGGAUGCGCCGCAGCGACCGUAUACCGAACGUGUGGACUUUUUUUCACUGGGUGCCACGGUUCUCGACCUUGGCUACGGGCGACCGCGCAACAAGUACGGAAAAGGAUUGAGCUAG
Dichotomopilus funicola is the source of this 540-nucleotide messenger RNA. Its product is annotated as kinase-like domain-containing protein. Gene Ontology annotation, biological process: protein phosphorylation. Bases 1 to 540 code for a protein of 179 amino acids. Lineage: Eukaryota; Fungi; Ascomycota; Sordariomycetes; Sordariales; Chaetomiaceae. Gene Ontology annotation, molecular function: protein kinase activity; ATP binding. The record is from RefSeq and is a predicted model, not a curated record. The transcript has 2 exons.